Messenger RNA from Papilio machaon (common yellow swallowtail), 902 nucleotides. RefSeq names its product cytochrome b5 domain-containing protein 1. The record is from RefSeq and is a predicted model, not a curated record. The transcript is spliced from 4 exons. Bases 56 to 877 code for a protein of 273 amino acids. NCBI's taxonomy places the organism in Eukaryota, Metazoa, Arthropoda, Insecta, Lepidoptera, Papilionidae.
UGUCAAUGGUAAUUUUGUAACAAUUUAUUGAAUAAAAUUAUUUGAACGUUUUACAAUGAUUUAUACAAAGCAAGAGUAUUACACGCCAGCGGAGGUUGUGAUACACAACAGAGCCGACGAUUGCUGGGUGUCUUUGAAUGGCAAAGUGCUGAACAUGACGUCAUGGUUGGACAAACAGUUCCGGUACUGCAAGUGCCCCAAAGACUGCUCCUGUCCUAACAAGAACUGGUAUUGCGCUGAUGACUGCAUUGAGUACUGCAAAUGUUUCAAAAUGGGCUUCGAAUAUUGCGAUGCUAAAAGACUCGCUAUGACAAUCCUAGCGUACGCCGGUAAAGACGUCAGCCAUUGGUUCAAAGCGGAAGACUGGAUAACGUACGUGCACCCUAUAGUGACGUCCAGGAUACCAUUCAUGCGUCAUGGGCCGAGCUUCGAGCAGCCCGUAGUACCCUCGAAUCGCUGGAGACCGAUCGACAAGCCCUGGUGGCUGGACGACAGUAUUGUGGUAGGAAAGCUGACCGCGAGGAGCAGGCCGAUAAGAAUCACCAAUACACUUACAAGUUCAUCUGUUAUGUUGGAGGUGUGCUCUGAGGAGACUAUCUACCAAAUAAUGAUGCGCUACCUGCCGCACAAUGCUCACAUGCAUUCGUACACUUGGUGCCAUCUGGGCAAACCCCUCAAGUACCAUCGCACGCUCGAGCAAAACAAGGUUUACGACGAGAGAGAUCGCUUCAGCGAGGUGGCGUUGCCGGAGAAUAUCUAUGUACCUGAUAUUUUGCUUUACUAUAACGAUGAUCUCACUGAAGAUCUCCCUCGAGAUGGUUGUGUUUGUUUCAACAGGGAGUGUGUGUCGAAGCCCGAGCAAUGCAAAAAUAAAUAAUUCAUAAAACAUUUAAAUAAAUAAA